AUGGCGAGACCCACUUCGCGCGCGUACCUCCACUUCGCGCAGGCGCCGCACGGCGUCGUCGUGCCGACGGGCCCGGCUGCCGCGGGCGAGGAGUUCGACGAGUCGGACAUCUGGGGCGCGUUCGCCCCGAGCGCCGCGCCUGCCGAGCCGGCGAGGGCGCGCCCGUUUCUGGCCACGCAGAAGGCGCCGGCGCCGGAUGGCAGGGCCGCGCACGGGUCUCUGCCGGUGAAGAUCCCGGACUGGUCCAAGAUCCUGGGCCACGCGUACCGUCCUGGCUACCACUACGGCGGCGGCGCUGGGGACUGGGAGCUCGACGACGACGAGGAUUCCGUGGACCUGGUGCCGCCCCACGAGCUGGCGGGGCGGCGCCGCGCCGCGUCGCUGUCGCUGUCGAUGAACGGGGUCGUCGGCAGGACGCUCAAGGUCCGGGACGCGGUGUGGAAGCGGACCACCGGGUUCCAGGACUGA
This is a messenger RNA of Miscanthus lutarioriparius, 468 nucleotides long. NCBI's taxonomy places the organism in Eukaryota, Viridiplantae, Streptophyta, Magnoliopsida, Poales, Poaceae. The record is from the annotation of a GenBank genome assembly.